This is a messenger RNA of Colossoma macropomum (tambaqui), 2535 nucleotides long. It is a transcript of the gene lrfn1, whose product is annotated as leucine rich repeat and fibronectin type III domain containing 1. NCBI's taxonomy places the organism in Eukaryota, Metazoa, Chordata, Actinopteri, Characiformes, Serrasalmidae. The record is from RefSeq and is a predicted model, not a curated record. Gene Ontology annotation, molecular function: protein binding.
GGGGGGUGCAGCAGUCAUAAAUAUUCAUGUUGUCUUUGUUUGCUUUUGUGUGUUUGUGUUUGCAGGCCCUCAGACGCUGAUGGUUCCCGAGGGACUCUCGCUCCAUCACCGAGGGUGGUGCUGAUCAUCAGGAUUCCCUGCGAGAACACAGCAUGCCUGCUUGAGAUGAGUGACACAGGAAGAGCCUUCAUCUCGGGACCAGGAAGCUGAUAAACCAUGGAUCGGUGGUACGUUUUGUGUGUGAUGCUGUUGGGGGUUUUGGUGCGGGGGCAACACUGCCCAGGGCGCUGUAUCUGCCAGACGAUUUCCCCAACCCUGACCCUGCUAUGCGCCAAAACCGGCCUCCUAUUCGUACCCCCAACAAUCGACCGCAAGACCGUGGAGCUGAGGCUGACAGACAAUUUCAUCACGGCCGUCCGUCGAAAGGACUUCUUCAACAUGACAAGCUUGGUGCACCUGACCUUGUCCCGGAAUACCAUCAGCCAGAUUGCCCCGCAUGCCUUUGUGGGACUCAAGGCACUGAGGGCCCUGCACAUGGAUGGUAACCGACUGACCGAUAUAAGGAAUGACCAGCUAAAAGGUUUGAUCAACUUGCGGCAUCUAAUCCUGGGCAACAACCAGAUCCACCACAUCGACACUUCCUCUUUCGAUGAGUUUGUGUCCACUAUCGAGGAUUUGGAUUUGUCUUAUAACAACCUGAGGACGUUGCCUUGGGAGGCUAUUGCCAGGAUGACCAACAUAAACACGCUAACUCUGGAUCACAAUCUCAUCGACCACAUAGGAGCCGGAACAUUCACCCUCCUUACCAAACUGGUUCGACUGGAUAUGACCUCGAACCGCUUGCAGAAACUGCCCCCAGACAGCCUCUUCCAGCAUGCCCAGGUGUUGUCCGACCCCAAAGGCUCCUCCAGUUCCUCCCGGCUGACCGUGAGCUUUGGUGGGAACCCACUCCACUGUAACUGUGAGUUGCUGUGGUUGCGCAGGCUUACAAGAGAGGAUGACUUGGAGACUUGUGCCUCACCUGAGCACCUGAUGGACAAGUACUUCUGGUCCAUUCAGGAGGAGGAGUUUAUCUGUGAGCCCCCACUCAUCAUCAAGCACCAUUCCACAAAGCCUUAUGUGAUGGAGGGACAAGGAGUCACCCUCAAGUGUAAGGCCAUGGGGGACCCAGAUCCUGCUAUUCACUGGCGUUUUCCUGAUGGCAAGUUGGUACACAAUAACUCGCGUACCAUCUUGUAUGAUAACGGCACUCUGGAUAUCCUGAUUACCACCCUGAAAGACAGUGGUGCAUUCAACUGUGUUGCCUCCAAUGCAGCUGGCAUCGCCACCGCAGCUGUAGAGAUAAACAUGAUCCCGCUGCCAUUGUUCGUCAACAACACUGGUCACAUGAGGGAGGACCCUGGCCUCUCUGACAUAACCACCUCCACCAAAUCUGGCAACAACGACACCAAGCAGGAUAAGAGGGUGGUGGUGGAUGAGCUGACAUCCAACUCCGCCAUGACAUGGCCAUCUGAGCGACACAUCCCUGGAAUCAGGAUGUACCAAAUUCAGUAUAACAGCACCAUGGACGACACAUUGGUUUACAGGAUGAUCCCAUCAGAGAGUAAGACGUUCAGGAUCAGUGACCUGGCGGCCGGUCGCGAAUAUGAGCUGUGCGUCCUGGCUGUUUAUGAUGAUGGCAUCACCUCCCUGACAGCCACUCGUGUGGUGGGCUGUGUCCACUUCCGCACAGCUCCUGAAGCUGGCCAGUGCCGCUUCGUCCACAGCCAGUUCCUUGGCGGCACUAUGAUCAUCAUCAUCGGUGGAGUCAUCGUGGCCUCUGUUCUGGUCUUCAUCGUCAUCCUCAUGAUCCGCUACAAGGCCUACGACAGCUCCAAGGCUAAGGCUGGCACCAGUGGUAACACUGGUAGUAAUUCUAGCGCUAACAUCCACGGUCAUUCACAGACCAAUGGGAACCGCAUAGGACAUUCUGGGUCAAAGCAGCAGCAGCAGGGGGUUGACGAACGCUCCCGUCGAAGGGAGUCCCAAGCCGGAACAGACUGCAAGGCCCUGGUUCUUCUUAGCCUAGAAAACGAAACUCAAGAGGAGCUAAAGGUGCAGCUGCCUCCACUAAGUCCAGAGGCACCCAUCCCAUCUGCAUCUGCGCCUGUCCCAUUACCACCAGGGUCUCGUCGGGCAAGUUUGGGAAACCCCCCUUCUGAGGACACCCAAACGGACAGCAGCCUGACGGGCUCCACCAUGUCCCUGUGCCUGAUCGGCUCCAAGGUGGGCGAGGAUGUGCCCCCGCCACGGGCCCGGGAUAGCCGGAAGGGGGCACUUGGUGGAAUGGGGCUGCUCCCGGGCGAACUGGCCAGGACCAGGCACCGCUUCUCAUUCGAUGGCGAUUACGCCCUGUUCCAGAGUCACAGCUACCCCCGAAGGGCGCGGACCCGCAGACACAAGUCCAGCACUAACCUGAACACUGACGCCUCGCCACCCGCCAGCCGCAGGGUCACUUUCAGCAGCACCGAGUGGAUGCUGGAGAGCACCGUGUGA